GCGUCGGCAUGUCCUCCCCGGACGGCAACUCCCGGUCCGACUUCGUCGCCGAGCCGUCGGCCGGCUCGCUGACGUACGGCCGCACCGGCGGCUGCUUCCUGACCCGGGUCCGGGGCGCGCUCCUCGCGGCCGCCGUCGUCGCCGCCAUCAUCCUCGCCGCCUUCUUCGGGCGCUACGUGUGGGCGCCGGCGCAGCCGCAGAACCCCGCCAGCCUCGGGACCUCGUUGGGGGAGCCCACGGGCUCGCACCGGGAUGGCGCGGGCCAGCGCCUGCCCCAGGACGUGCAGCCCGUCCGGUACCGGCUGCACCUCUGGCCGAUCCUCGACGUGCCCGUGCCCAACAGGACGGCGUUCAGCUUUGAGGGGCGGCUGGCCCUCACGGUGAAGGUGGCGGCCGAGGCCGGCGCCGACCGGGUCACGCUGCACGCCGCCCCGGCGCUCACCAUCCCCGACGACGGCGUCCUGGUGGCGGAGGCGUGCCCGCUCGCCGAGGCGCUCGCCGAGUCCUGGGACGCGUUCCCCGACACGUCCACGCCGGCGCUCCACAAGGUCGGCGUCACGGUGAAGAGGACCCCGGCAUGGGACCUCCUGGAGCUCGAGGUCGGCGACCGGCUCCCCGCGGGCGGGCUGUACGUGGUCUUCAUCAGGUUCAACGGCACCUUGGGAGACUCGCUCAGCGGCUUCUACCGCUCCAGCUACGUGGACCCCGAGACCAAAGCAAAGAAGUGGCUCGCCACCACCCACAUGCAGCCCACCUUCGCCAGGGAGGCGUUCCCCUGCUUGGACGAGCCCGACUUCCGGGCGCCCUUCCAGGUCAGCAUCGCCUCCAGCGACGCGAUGCACGUCCUCGCCAACGCCCCGCUCAACACCACCGAGCCGAUCUCAGCGGCCCCCGGCUGGCGCUGGCACCACUUUGAGCAGAGCGUGCCCAUGUCUACAUAUUUGGUCGCCUUCGCCGUCACGGACUUCAGCUACAUCACUCCCCGGACGCAGCGCCUCCGGAGGGCGGCGAACGACGGCGGCGAGAUAGAGGUGCGCCUGUGGGCGCGGCCGGCCGUCCUCGCGAAGGGCAGGUACGCGGUGGAGCUGACGCCCAGGAUCCUGGACUUCUUCGGCGAGUACUUCUCGGUGCGGUACCCGCUGCGCAAGCUCGACCUGCUCGCCAUCCCGGACUUCGACGCGGGUGCCAUGGAGAACUGGGGGCUCCUGAUCUUCCGCGAGCCGGCCCUGCUCCUCGACGCGGAGGCCGACGUGGGCGCCAAGGAGGGCGUGGCCGUGACAGUGGCGCACGAGCUGGCGCACCAGUGGCUGGGCAACCUGGUGACGGCGGCCUGGUGGAACGAGCUCUGGCUCAACGAGGGCUUCUCGGAGUACAUGCAGGGCGCCGCCGUCGAUCACGUGGAGCCAUCGUGGCAGAUGAUGGAGCGCUUCCAGGUCAAGAUCCUCCAGCCGGCGCUCCAGUCCGACUCGAUCCAGACGACCCGGGCCAUCGCCGCGCGCGUGGACUCCGAGCACGACAUCAUGCAGGCCUUCGACUCCAUCGCGUACGAUAAGGGCGCGUGCCUCCUGAGGAUGCUGCACCACAGCCUGGGAGACGCCGCCUUCCGCCGCGGGGUGAAGCAGUACAUGCAGACGUGGAAGCACAACAGCACCACCGAGUCGCGACUCUGGGAGCCGCUCACCGAGGCCGUGCGCAGCGCGCCGCCCCCGGACUCGGCGCACGUCACCCUCCCGGAGAACACGACCGUCGCCGAGGUCAUGUCGGCGUGGACGAGGGCGGCGGGCUUCCCCGUGGUGAACGUCACCCGGGCCGGCGGCAAGCUGGUCCUGACGCAGGAGAAGUUCCUGCGUCGGCCCUGGGCGCGCAACAGCAGCCGCCCGUACUCGGAGCCGCAGCUCUGGCACGUGCCCGUCAGCAUGGUCACCCAGAGCGAGGCGGAGCGGGACGCCUCCCUGCUGCAGGACACGCGGCCGCGCGCUUGGCUCGUCGCCAGGACCCUUGUCCUGGACAUGGACAAGCCCGACGACUGGGUGCUCGUCAACCUACAGCAGACCGGAUUCUUCCGCGUCAACUACGACCUGGACAACUGGCGGCUGCUGUCCGAACAGCUGCGGCGCGACCCAUCGCGGCUGCCCGUCGCCGUCCGAGCGCAGCUGCUGGACGACGCGUUCGCGCUGGCUGGCGCCGGCCUGCUGCCCUACGAGGUGGCCCUCAACCUCACGACGUACCUGCCCGGGCGCGAGCACCACCCGCGGCCCUGGGCGCCCGCGCUCGCCGGGCUGGGCGACAUCCUCUCGCACCUCACUGACCAGCCCGACUACAUCCUGUUCGAGAGGUACAUGCAGAAGCUCCUGAGCCCGCUGUGGGAGCAGGUCGCCCCCGCGGACCCCUCGACGUCGGCGACCCCGUCGCCCGUCGAGGCCAACACGACGAAGGAGCAGCUGCUGCACCGCGCCGAGAUGGUGUCCUGGUCGUGCUCCAUGCACGUCGACAAGUGCGAGGACUGGGCCAAGCGCGCCGUGCACAAGUGGAGGCUCGAAGAGGACCCGGACACCACGAACCCGGUGCCGGCGAUGCUGCGGGCCACGGCGUACUGCACGGCCGUGUCGUCGGGGUCCUCUGACCUGUGGGACUUCAUGUGGCAGCGGUACCUGGCGGCGGGCAGGAAGAACGUGGACCAGCAGGACAGCAUCCUGAGCGCGCUCGCCUGCACCAGCGACCCGGCGCGGGCCGCCUACCUGCUGGAGCGCUCGAUCAGCGACGGUGACAUUCGGCCGCAGGACGUCGGCACGGUGUGGUCGGCGGCUGGGGGGAAGCCCGUGGCCGGCCUCGUCGUGUUCCGGUUCCUGCGAGAACACUGGCCGCGCAUCCACCAGAAGUUCGGGGCCGACUCCCUCCUCAGCUCCGCGGUGGUGACGGCCGCCAACCGCCUCUCCUCCAGCUCAGAUCUAGACGACCUGAACGCGUUCAGCGCCCAGCACAACAGCAGCCUGGGGGCGGUGUCGCGGGCCCUGCACCACAGCGCCGAGCACCUGCGCACCGACAUCGAGUGGCGGCAGAAGUUCCUGCCGGACUGCAAGCGGUGGACGGAGGACGCGCUGCGAGACCCCCACAAGUUCGCCCGGUGAUGUGCGCGCCCGGUAUCAAUGUUGUUUCAAUACUUCAACCAAAUUUGCUCAAAAAGAAAUGACUCGAUUGACGAAGAAGUCCUCUUACUUUCGUAUGUUGCUCUCCUUUGGCGAGCUCCAUUUCCUAUACUGUUUUGAGCGGCCGCGUCAUUGUUUUCGAUCUCUGGUCCUUUUGGCCGGCCGGGAUCGACUCGGAACUCGAACCAACGGCUGGUACUUACGUAUAUUUUUUUAAACGCAAAGUAGUAAUAAAUUGGUCUGUACUUGUUUAGAA
Messenger RNA from Frankliniella occidentalis (western flower thrips), 3402 nucleotides. Its product is annotated as aminopeptidase N. Gene Ontology annotation, molecular function: zinc ion binding; metalloaminopeptidase activity; peptide binding. Gene Ontology annotation, biological process: peptide catabolic process; proteolysis. NCBI's taxonomy places the organism in Eukaryota, Metazoa, Arthropoda, Insecta, Thysanoptera, Thripidae. Gene Ontology annotation, cellular component: cytoplasm. The record is from RefSeq and is a predicted model, not a curated record.